Trichoderma breve is the source of this 4332-nucleotide messenger RNA. RefSeq lists its product as uncharacterized. The transcript is spliced from 3 exons. The coding region runs from base 1 to 4332 and encodes 1443 amino acids. Lineage: Eukaryota; Fungi; Ascomycota; Sordariomycetes; Hypocreales; Hypocreaceae. The record is from RefSeq and is a predicted model, not a curated record.
AUGGAUGCGAUUGCUCGCAAUCGAGAAACGUAUGCCUCUUUUGGCGAAGACGGUCUCACAGCGACGGCAAAUGCUCACGGACAUCUGAUCCAGAUUACACGGUAUUUUGGUAACGAACCAUCGGGAUUUAUCUGCGUUGACCUCCCUGAAGCUCCUGCACCCUAUUAUGUCACGGAUCGCAUGAAGGAGCUUCAAAGGUUCUGUGAAGACUCUCACAAAGGAAUGAAACUUCAAUUGCCGGAACCGCUUAACAAUGAGAGCCAAGAAUUUGAGGAUGAUAAUCAACCACUUGAUGAUGGGCUUAAAUGGGGAAUUGGGAAAGAUAUACCAAAGAUUCAAUUCUACCACGAUCGCUGGCCUUCUUUUAUUGCACAAAACCUAUGGUUAGAUUUUGAAGUCCAAUACUUCAUUUCUGCCAAGACAGUGUAUCAGACAUACACAUUCAGCUCCGUUGAAGGGAUGGAACAGAUGUUUCCUAAAAAGUUUCCGCCAUUGAUAAUUAGCGCCAACUUACUUCUCCGCCAUCUCGAUUUUGUGACAGAAGAGAAUCCUGUGAACGCUUGGAAUUCUCAUUCUCUUAGUGAUAAAAAAGCAGAAGAUCGUUAUAUUCAUGAUACAACGCUCAAUACAAAAGCCAUUUUCAUCAAGCACAAAGACUGCGAAACAGGGCCACAAGGCAAGAAAGAUGCCAUUCUGUUCAUAUCACCAUAUAUAGACCACCGCUCUCAAUCGGUUAGCCGCACUGAUCAACACGUCAAUUACGAAAUAAAAAUAGACGAACAAGCACAGAGGGAUCUAUUAAAGAAUAAAAGAGUCAAAGUCACGUUAGCUUAUACUCUUGAGUUGGCUUCUUCAACUGGUAUAAUCAGCAGCCCACUCUCCGAAGGUGCUCUGCCACACUUGCAACCCCAAGACUUUGCAUAUAAGCCGCCAUUGUUCGCUGAUGAUAAGCAUCUCAAUUUUACGUUGAGGAGGAACCUAGAACAUAUUUUAUCCGUUUGCAGCAUCCCUAUAUCCAUACACAAGGAACCAAAAGAUGAGAUUAUACCAAUUGCGUUAACAUGUGGAGACAUAUCGGGCCACAGAAUAACUAAGACAGCAAGCUUCUAUGCUUUUCAAUACUUACUCAAAGCUUUUGAACAUUUCAAUAAUGAAUCUGAUCCCAAAGAUUCAAAGAGGCUACUCCUAGCCACCCAUCCGUUGAGCCAUGAUGGUUGCGAAAAUUACAAUUGUCGGAUGAGGUUUCGCAUUUGGAAGACGUGUCAAGGGCAUUUGGCUUGGAUAAGCGACAAUAUGAAAACAGAGCGCAUCACUCACAACACAACACGAGAGAGAACUACUGAAGAAGUUAUAGAGCGUGGCUUUGUUGCGCCACACUACUGGGCCGACGGUCAAAUAAUAGGCAAUUGGGAGGAACCGUCCGAGGCAUUCCUCGCUCAAGAUAUCACUGAUGCGCCCAUACAAAUUAUCAAAUUUGGAGAAUAUUGUCGAAUCACUGGGGGUGAAGAUAUAGUCCAAAACAUUCCCGCCGGCUUUAAGAGUAUCGCGACGCACUGGGUUGAAAGCCUUCAUAAACGAAAUAAGGGCAACGCAUAUGCAUUUCCACGCCUCAGGGAGGAAGAAACGGGGAAGUUUUACCUGGCUGAUCAUGCUCUCAUUUGGUGGGCUUCAAAAUCACUGGAAGAACUCGGGCUUGAGUCAGCGCUUAAAGUUCAACUCGACAAUUCUUCUAAUACAUCUGGGCAGCGCACAAUGGAAUACUCCUCUGAAGAGAUCAGAAAUAACUUCAUCAAGAGAUUUACAAUGAAUAAUCCUGCAUCUAAAACACGGAUGCUUGCAGUUUCACGCAGCUCCGCCGAGACCAGAUUCACUCUUUCAGCAAGAGAAAGUGUCCUCUUUUAUGCUAUGGAUCUCGGCUUAUUUGAUGUUGAGAUACAUCAGGCAUGGAAGAAGUCGAUAGACGCGGCUCGUAAAAGAAGAAGUGCUUCCACACAAAAGUACAUGAAAAGCCUCAUCUACUGGUUAUCGAGCUUCAUUUAUUAUCUUACUACCAAUGGAAUUAACGGAUCCUUGACUGAGGAAAAGGAAACCUUGAUUGACAUUUGGGAAGAUAAAAUUAACGAGUGGACAAAUACAGUGGAUUACCAAACACAAUUAGAAGAUCAGCUCGAUGUUCACUGGCAUCAUCCACUUCAGUUUGCUCUUUCGGUUGUCAUAUCUGCCAAGAAUAAAUCCACGAAUUCAAGGCUCGCAGCCCAGAUGUUUGAGUACUCACGCUCGAUUCUUCUUGAAAGCUCUUCUCCCAAUGGACUUUUCCCUGGACAAUUGGAUGUAUACAAGAAUCCUAUUCUCUUUGACAGAGAAAUUAUGCGUGAUGUCUAUUGGCAGGCCACUUUCGAAGUGCCAUUCAUUCUUUGGAAAUAUCUCAUACCUCCACCAUUAGCCAAAGAAUCGCCUAUUCACAUACCUGAGUUGAUCUCUCCUUAUAUCAGAACAUUGGAGAACAAUAUCAAUCUUUUACCUGGCUCGAAUGGCAAUGGGAUACCCAACGAUGUAAUUGACCAGGGCAAAGUCGUAAAACUUUCAGAUGAAUGGCUUUACAAUGAGCUUGAUUGCUUCAAGCAUAACAUCAAGGUGUCAGAAGACAAUAUUAAGAAACUUUCAGAGGAUUACAGAUCACAAACCAAUAUGAUCGUUAUGAAGGAAGCAGCUCAAGAGAUUCACGAAGAAGACGUUCAGCAUCCAACCUCUCAAGUCAAUCAAAAGAAGAUUUUGGGGUAUAUUAUCGAUAUACCGCGAAAGUCGGAUAAAGGGCGAGACGCGCCCAAACCAACGGAAAUAAAGUCAAUCAAGUCCCUCUGUCACAACAUUUCUCGUGAACGCACGACAAAGAAAGCUAAAAAGAGACUUCUUCACUUUUGUCACGCAACUCAUAAAACGGCUCUGAUUUGCUAUAUAUCUGCUCUUGAGCACCCAGACAUCUCCACUUUCUUCGACAGGCACAAGGCCUAUAACAAACACUUCCACGAAGAAACAAACGCAGUGCUUAACCUAUGGGUUACCGAGCUUCAUUUAUCGUUUUAUCAGAUUAUUUCACAGCAGAAUUCUCAUGAUAUUUCCUCUAUCCCUGAUUUUGAGUAUUAUGACUUCCCAUAUAGUAAAAAUGAGGAAGCGGGUAAUCCCAAGCAGAUCAGCAGAGCCGUGAUGAGUUUUAGAUUUGACGGGGAUUUUUUCGAUCGUCAUUGGACAUGCCAUUUCUUCGAGUUCAGUGGAAACCGAGUAAAUGACAAUAAAAUAUCUGACAUAACGAAGGAAAAUAUUACAGGGUCUUUGAAGGCACACCCUUGGAAGCAGAGACGGGUUUUGGAACUCGUCUUUUUCGGUAAAAUUUUACAAGAUAUGGUUGAAUGCUCGCAACAGCUUUUGGAUGAGAUUAAAAGACGGAUUCUCGAAAGCUUCAAGAAAGGACCAAGGAAAUCAAGUUCCUCGACAUUCCUUGAUUCGAUUGAUUUAUUUGACGAGAUCACGAGCAACAUGUUUAUAUCAGCCAAUAAGUCAUGGAACAUAUUCCAAUACAUACUUCAAGUGGUGGAAGAAGAUCUGUACGACAAUUUAACCAAAAUUGAGCUAUGGAUGAAGCGUGAGGAGCGGCCAGAGCAUAAUAAGCCCCGAUGGACACUCAACGACGAACGCAAUUACCGAGGCGCCAUAUAUAGGCUACAGAAGUCAAACGACCUUCUAGUCCAAGAUCUCAGACUGUGUUAUACCAGAGCCAAAUCUUUUAAUGCCUCACUAACAAAGAGAUUGGAAUCUACGCGCGGCGAGUGGGAGGUUGGGAGUAAUGACGAUAUCCGCCUUUUCACAUAUGUUACGGUCGUCUUUCUUCCUAUUAGCUUUGCUACCGGUAUCUUUAGCACGAGUAGCGCACCUACAAAGGAGACGAUAAGUGGCAUGAUUACAACCGCUGGUCUUGCACUUUUGGUAACUGUUAUGACAUUGCUUAACGCCAAACUUUUGGACAGUAAAAUCGUCAAGCCUUUCCUUGCCAACUUUCGCCCAAUAUCUGAGGCAACAUUGCGACUAGUUUUACGCAGUCCUCUCUAUGUACUCGGACUGUUAUUCCGGUUAGCCUAUCUAAUCCUGAUAUCUCUCCUCUCAAUUCUACCAGGCAAAUGGAUUUCUGUGCUACGUCGCUAUUUAAUCUCGCCGGCAGAAGAAUCAUCGUCUGGGCUAUACAACAUCACGAACGCACCUAAAAAUUUCUUGGAUAAGGAAAUUAAAGGGAAAAACAAGCAAAUCAAACAGAAAUUGGUGGACGUAGAGAAAGGAUAA